AUGAGAUAUCAGGGGAUUAAACCGGGUCCGGUUACGUUGCUGGAGAUGCUGAGUGGUGUUUCCGAGAUUACGCAGUUACAGUGUUUACAUGCCUUUGCGGUGGUUUAUGGGUUUGAUUGUGAUAUAUCUGCGACGAACUCAAUGUUGAAUUUGUACUGCAAGUGCGAUCGUGUCGGAGAUGCUAAGGAUUUGUUUUAUCAGAUGGAGCAACGAGAUAUGGUUUCAUGGAACACAAUGGUUUCAGGAUUUGCUUUUGUUGGUAAUAUGAAUGAAAUCUUGAAGCUUUUGUGCAGAAUGGGAGAUGAUGGUUUAAGACCUGAUCAUCAGACAUUUGGAGCCUCACUUUCCGUCUGCGGAACAAUGUGUGAUCUUGACAUGGGAAGAAUGUUACACUGCCAAAUUGUGAAUACUGGUUACGAUGUAGACAUGCAUCUCAAGACGGCAUUGAUGUCUAUGUACCUAAAGUGCGGUGAGGAGGAAGCUUCGUUUCGAGUAAUCGAAACCAUUCCUUAUAAGGAUGUUGUUUGCUGGACGGUCAUGAUAUCAGGACUUGUCCGGUUGGGUAGAGCGGAAAAGGCUCUGAGUGUUUUCUCGGAGAUGUUAGAUUCAGGAUCAGAGAUAUCGAGUGAGGCAAUAGCUAGUGUUGUAGCAGCUUGUGCUCAAUUGGGUUCCUUUGAUCUCGGCUCUUCACUCCAUGGUUAUGUACUGAGGCAAGGAUAUUACUUAGACACUCCUGCGUUGAACUCUCUUAUCACAAUGUAUGCAAAAUGCGGCCAUUUGGAUAAAAGUUCAUUUCUUUUUGAACGGAUGAAUGAAAGAGACUUAGUUUCUUGGAAUGCAAUUAUCUCCGGACAUGCCCAGAACGGAGAUCUGUGUAAGGCGUUGCUAUUGUUUACAGAGAUGAAGUUCAAAACUCCGCAACGAGUUGAUUCAUUGACGGUUGUUUCCCUUUUACAAGCCUGUUCAUCAGCUGGAGCUCUCCCGUUAGGGAGACUUAUACACUGUAUUGCAAUCAGAAGCUUUAUCAGACCUUGCGCCUUGGUUGAUACGGCUCUGGUUGAUAUGUAUGCGAAAUGCGGCUACUUAGAAGCUGCACAGAGCUGUUUCGAUUCGAUCUCGCGGAAAGAUUUUGUCUCGUGGGGCACACUCAUUGCAGGGUAUGGUUUCCAUGGUAAAGGGGACAUUGCUUUGGAGAUUUACUCAGAGUUUCUUCGCUCUGGAAUGGAGCCGAAUCACGUGAUUUUCUUAGCGGUUCUCUCGUCUUGCAGCCACAACGGAAUGGUUCAGCACGGUUUGAAGAUAUUCAGUUCAAUGGUUAGAGAUUAUGGUGUUGAACCCAACCACGAACACCUUGCUUGCGUGGUUGAUCUUCUAUGUCGAGCUAAAAGAGUAGAAGAAGCGUUUAAGUUCUACAAAGACAACUUUACAAAACCAUCAAUCGAUGUCUUGGGGAUAAUACUUGAUGCUUGCCGUGCAAAUGGGAAAACAGAGGUCGAAGAUAUAGUUUGUCGGGAUAUGAUUGAGUUGAAGCCAGUAGAAGCUGGACAUUACGUUAGGCUUGCACAUUCUUUUGCCGCCAUGAAGAGAUGGGACGAUGUGAGUGAGUCGUGGAAUCAGAUGAGGUCUCUCGGCUUGAAAAAGCUCCCUGGUUGGAGCAAAAUCGAAGUGAACGGGAGAAUCACAACUUUCUUCAUGAAUCAUACUUCACAUUCAGAUGAGACAGCGUCUGUGUUGAAAUCUCUUAGCAAGGAAAUGAAGCAAAUCCGUUAA
Molecule: messenger RNA, 1770 nt
Organism: Thlaspi arvense
Lineage: Eukaryota; Viridiplantae; Streptophyta; Magnoliopsida; Brassicales; Brassicaceae
Source: the annotation of a GenBank genome assembly